AUGUGGGGCGGCGACCGGGAGGCGGUAGCUGGUAAGAUUGAUGGGUCAUUGACAGCAGGUGAGGUGGUAGCGGGUAAGAUUGAUGGGUCAUUGACAGCAGGUGAGGUGGUAGCGGGUAAGAUUGAUGGGUCAUUGACAGCAGGUGAGGCGGUAGCGGGUAAGAUUGAUGGGUCAUUGACAGCAGGUGAGGUGGUAGCGGAAAAGAUUGAUGGGUCAUUGACAGCAGGUGAGGCGGUAGCGGGUAAGAUUGAUGGGUCAUUGACAGCAGGUGAGGCGGUAGCGGGUAAGGUUGAUGGAUUAGUGCCAGCAGAAGACACUAAAUUCAGGGAUGCCAUACCAGUACGCGAGAAGUUAGCAGUGACUUUAAGGUUUUUAGCAAGUGGGGAUUCUUACCAGAGUUUGAGUUAUCUUUGUAAAAUAUCCAAGUCCGCCAUCUCACUCUUGAUUCCUGAAGUGUGUGAAGCUUUGAUUGAUUUGUUCAAGGACUGCAUCAAAGUACCGACUUCAGAACAUGAAUGGCUCGCAGUUGCUCAGCAGUAUAACAGCAAGUGGAACUUCCCCCAUUGUCUGGGAAGCAUGGAUGGAAAGCAUGUUACAUUGCAAGCGCCUGUUCAUAGUGGUAGUGAUUUUUUUAAUUACAAAGGAUCAUUUAGUAUCGUACUUUUCGCGAUUGUUGAUGCCGACUACUGUUUCUUAUACGUAACCGUUGGAUGCCAAGGACGACUAUCAGAUGGCGGUGUAUUCGAGCAUACGCAGUUCAAAGAGAUGAUGACAAACUGUCAGCUGAACACUCCUAAGGCAAAAUGUUUGCCCGGAAGUACGUACCCUUUUCCACACGUGCUUCUAGCAGAUGACGCUUUCCCCCUUAAAUCUUGGAUAAUGAAGCCUUUUCCAGGGACUCACCCAAAGGGCAGUGCUGAAAGGAUUUUUAAUUACCGCCUUUCGCGUGGUAGAAGAGUGGUAGAAAACGCUUUCGGUAUAUUAUCGGUGGUGUUCCGGGUUUUGAGAAAGCCCAUGUUGUUGGAGCCGAAAAAGGCUGAACAAGUGGUUCUCGCGUGUACAUAUCUCCACAAUUUUCUAAGAAGAAGUAAAACCUCCAGUACAACAUACACACCACCUGGUACCUUUGACUUGGAAAAUGAGAAAACGUAUGAACUGAUACCGGGUCAGUGGAGGGUAGAGGGUUCACCGUCUGGUACAUUGUUCAAGUUACGCCGUCUGCCAAGGAAACCCUCAGACUUAGCCAAACAGGUCCGUGUGAAGUUGAGUGAAUACUUUCUAACCAACGAAGGAUCAGUUCCAUGGCAAAACAAUGUGUGA
Messenger RNA from Macrosteles quadrilineatus (aster leafhopper), 1320 nucleotides. RefSeq names its product putative nuclease HARBI1. The record is from RefSeq and is a predicted model, not a curated record. The coding region runs from base 1 to 1320 and encodes 439 amino acids. Lineage: Eukaryota; Metazoa; Arthropoda; Insecta; Hemiptera; Cicadellidae. The transcript is spliced from 3 exons.